Molecule: messenger RNA, 3078 nt
Organism: Symbiodinium natans
Lineage: Eukaryota; Dinophyceae; Suessiales; Symbiodiniaceae
Source: the annotation of a GenBank genome assembly
AUGGAGCGAGAGGAGCGAGAGGAGGAGGAUGGGGCGGACGAGGAGGAGGAGGAGGAGAAGGUUACCGAGCUCAUCAUCGCGCAGCUCCUGUACCUGAACUACGAGUCUGCAGACAAGCCGAUCACCCUCUACCUCAACAGCACCGGCUCCACGAUCAAGAACAACACGCGGUAUAUCGGCGAGUCUAAAGUCGGGCUGGAAACAGAUGCCUUCGCCAUCGCGGAUUGCAUGGCGUAUAUCAAGCCUGACAUACAGACCAUCGCCAUCGGCCAGGCCUAUGGCACGGCGGCAGUGCUUCUGGGCCUGGGCAAGAAGGGCAAGCGUUUUGCGCUGCCGAACGCGACCAUCAUGCUCUCUGAGCCGCGCGAACCACCAGCCCAAGGGCCCCGACAAGCUUCCGACAUCCGGAUCAUGGCCAAGGAGGUGCUGCAGAACCGGUCAACCAUGAGCGAGCUGCUCUCCACCGCCACAGGCAAGAGCAAGGAGCAAGUGGUAGAGGACACAAACCGCUGCUACUACAUGACUCCCGAAGAGGCAGUGGAGUAUGGCCUCAUUGACAAAGUCCUCACUCCCGAGAAGCUCAAGGGAGCCGGUGACAAGAUACUGCCUGGCCCCGACAAGCAGAGUACCGGUUACAGAAGCAAUGAGCAGCAGCAGCGCGGCAGUGUACCGCUCACUGCGAACGCCGAUGCGCGGCAUGCAACAUCGAGAUGGCAGGUGGCACUGUUGUGCUUGGUGGCUUUAGAUGCCGUCCUGGCUCCGUUGAUGGUGCUGUCACCCUUCGCCUUCGACAUGAACUCCUGGUCUACCAGUCAGGUGGUGCACUGGAGCUUCGACAAGUCCAUCGCAGACUGGCCAUUAUUCGCGUGGACCAGGGACGUGCUGAUCGUCGGCUUCCAACUCCAUGCCCGGAAGUUGCAAGACAGCCAGGCCGGUGCGCGGCGGGCGCGGCGAAGCGUCGUGGCCGUCCUCCUAGUUGGCAUCCUCAGGGCAGCCCUGCUCGAUUGGGAGCUGCCAGAUGCGGGGAAGAUCUUCAUGCCGACGGUGGCUUGGGGAACUGUUGCGGCGUUUUCACUUGCAACCGUCUCGCAGCUCUACCUGGUAGCCUGUCGGCGUGCAGCCGCGGCGGCUGAACAGGCGGCUGCCGCGCAGGAGGAUGCAGAUUCGGGCGAGACGCAGUACUCGUCAACACUUUCCUUCAUCCAGACCCUGAAAGUCCUGAAGCCGUACUUCUGGCCGUCAACUGGCAAGCCACAGGAGGUUCUCCUCAACCGCAUUCGGGCCUCGCUGACGUGGUUCUGCGUCGUGCUCUCGAAGGUGUUCAACAUCAUCUCCCCCAUCUAUUUGGCGCGGGCCACCGACGCCCUCAGCGCCGCGUUGCGCCAGACGAGCUCUCCGCAAGAGAUCAGCCAAGAGGUAUGGUGGCCUUUGGUCGAGUACGCAGCGAUGGUCUUUUUCUCCAAGGCCUUGAAGGAGGCACAGUCCCUGGUGUACAUUAAGGUGCAGCAAGCGGCGUACAUUGAGAUCGCCGACAACACCUUUGCCCACCUCCACGGUCUCUCCCUGGACUGGCACCUUAGAAAGAAGAUGGGGAAUGUCAUCCGCUCCAUGGAUCGUGGAAUCCAGGCUGCGCAGCAGACGAUGCAGUACGUCUUCCUCUACCUGGUUCCAACACUCGUGGAGGCUUUCACGGUCACCCUCAUCUUCGUCUUUCACUUCGAGAAUGCCCAGCUGGCCGUCUUCGUGUUCAUGAACCUCUUCAUGUACAUCUACGCCACGGUGAAGGUCACGCUCUGGAGGAAGCAGUUCCGCACAGCGACCACCAAGCACGACAACGAUCUGCACGACCGCCUCACUGACUCCCUGGUGAACUACGAGACUGUGAAGUACUUCACGGCAGAGAGAUACGAGCGCUCGGAGUACCGGGGCCUUGUGGAGAAGUUCCAAAAGACAUCCAUGGCCACGCAGGCAUCGCUGUCCCUGCUGAACGUGCUGCAGCAGCUCAUCGUGAACUUUGCGCUCUGCGGUGGAAUGAUCAUCGCCACUGUGCGCGUGCUGCAGGUCCACGGCAGCCUCGGUACCUUCGUCGCUGUCAACGCGUACAUCAUCAACGUCUUCACGCCCCUGAACUUCUUGGGGACGAUCUACAACAUGGUGGUCAACGCCAUUGUGGACAUGCGGAGUUUCGGGCAGCUCUUGGCAGAGACCUCCGAAGUUCAGGAUGCCAGCAACGCUCCGGAUCUCAACCUCGCGGUGCGUGAGGAUGUGCCGAUGGUUGCCUUCUUCCAGGUGUGCUUCCACUACUCAAAGCAGCCGCUUGGCCGAGCAAUCAAGGACAUCUGCUUCGAGAUUCCUCGCGGGAGCUCCUUGGCACUCGUGGGUUCGACUGGCGCGGGCAAGACUACCAUCACACGCCUCCUCUUCCGUUUCUACGACGUCGUCUCCGGUCAGGUCGCAGUGAACGGCCAGGAUGUUCGCAAGGUCACGCAGCGUUCUCUGCGGGCAGCAAUCGGGAUGGUCCCGCAGGACGUGGUGCUUUUCAACUCCACGAUCGCGCACAACCUGCGAUAUGGCAACAUCUACGAGGCCACGCAAGCAGAUAUUGAGAAGGCUGCGGCCAGUGCACAGCUGGAUGGCUUCAUCGGGCAACAAGCACAGGGCUACGACACCAUCGUGGGUGAGAGGGGCCUCAAGCUCAGCGGGGGAGAGAAGCAGAGGUUGGCGAUCGCCCGCUGUUUGGUGAAGGAUCCGCCGAUUGUAGUGCUGGAUGAGGCCACCUCUGCGCUGGACUCCCAGACGGAGCAGCGCAUCCAGCAGGCGCUGAGCGUUCUCAGCGCGUCGCGGACGGUUGUGGCAAUCGCCCACCGCCUCAGCACCAUCAAGGCCUACGAUCAGAUCUGCGUCCUGGAGUCCGGACAAAUCGUGGAGUCCGGCACGCACGACAGCCUCCUCGAGAGAGGGGAGGCUUAUGCUGCGAUGUGGAAGAGACAGGCUGCUGGAAUCAUGGAAGAUCCAGAAUGGGAGGACGUGCAGGCUGGCAGUCCUAAGAAGGGAGCUGAGAAGGCAGCUGCCAGCUGA